CGGUAUCCCAGGUGAUGCGGGUGUGAUGAUCAAGGGUGAGGCCAUGCUCUCCGUACCAGAGUUUUACUCCAGGAGGAAGCAGUUUGUCGGGCAAUCCUCCACCCGGCUGGACCAAUGUGGAUUACGACUAGGAAUGUGGUAUUGGAAAGACGAAACAAAAACUCUGGAAUUUAAAAGUUUCACACCUGCAAUAGAACUCAAGGAGAAAGGCAAGAAAGGGAAGGCGGUUCACUUUGCUGAGAUGGACAGCGGAGCUUCAGAAAGGUUGACAGAUAAAAGGUUUGCCUCAAGGGAUGAGAAGGCGGCUAAGGCUUUGGAGAAACGAAGUCAGCAGGGCAAUGUCACGCUGGAUGACGUCAAGUUUGUUGCCCUGCUGUUCCUCCAGGACACUGAAAUGCAGCGGAUCUGCUCCUUCACCACGUUUAUGAGGAAUAAGAAUCUUGACAGCUUCCUCAUGGCGCUGUUGUACUAUCUGUCUCAUUACCUGCAGAGACUCUCCAUAGAGAAGAAUCCCCAAAGCCGCGUGGUGGGCCUGAUAGAGAAGAAAAAGAUAGAGCUGGUUAUGAACAAGUUAGAAGAUGCACAGAAGUACCUGGCUCAGAAGUACUGCAUCCUCGUGCUGGGCGUGGGCAUGGCGGACAAGCAUCACUUGAACUGUGGAAAGGAGAAAAUAUCAGAUACUCAAAAAGACUGGAAAUUCUUUGAGUCCUUUUACACCUUCUGUACCUGCAUAGCCUGGAUUGUCUUCCGACGUCAGUACUUGACAGAGAUUGAGGAAGAGGUAGGCAGACUUUUUCGGACCAAUAUGUUCAACAUUCCUCGAAGGAAGCAUGAAGACGAAGCAUUAGGAGGGGAGAAGAAGCGCAUGACGUUGGUACAGUUCAGGAGAAUGAUGGCAAAACGUCCAGCAAUUAAAAAGGCCAUGGACAUGCGCUCCCCAGUUUUGUCUACGUUGCUGCCAUCUCUCAGAGAAAAAGCCCAACAUAUCACAGAGAAAAAGUAUGUGGCAGGCAUCAAACUCCAUCCUCGAGAGGAGAGGAACAUAGCAGAUCUGGAAUCUGUGGCUAUGCCAAUAGUUGGCAUCUUGGGGGAGCCUCGAAAUCUGUUCAACCCGAAUACUCUCCUCCCCCUGGAAUCAGAAGAAAAUGCAAAACCAAGUGCGAGAAGUUCUUCCGUAGUAGAGAGAAAUAACACAAGGAUUCAGGACACACUGAAUUUGGUCAUGUCAAAACUAGCUUCGCAAAGCACCUGCCUUAAAUAAUCUAGUUGGUUCCAGUUCCUAACCUAGGUCUCUAUAUUUGAAGUAACUACUUCUCCAUAGCACUUACAGGAUUAAUAUUUAUUAACAUAAAAUAGCUGUUUAAACUGUCAAAGAUCUUUUGAAUCAAGUUCUGUUAAAAGUUAACCAUUUGAUUAAUAAAGAGUUUUGUAAAGCUCUUAAAAAGC
Mus pahari (shrew mouse) is the source of this 1446-nucleotide messenger RNA. It is a transcript of the gene Ppp1r36, whose product is annotated as protein phosphatase 1 regulatory subunit 36. Gene Ontology annotation, molecular function: phosphatase binding. Bases 26 to 1261 code for a protein of 411 amino acids. NCBI's taxonomy places the organism in Eukaryota, Metazoa, Chordata, Mammalia, Rodentia, Muridae. The record is from RefSeq and is a predicted model, not a curated record. Gene Ontology annotation, biological process: negative regulation of phosphatase activity. The transcript has 11 exons.